GGUUGCCUCACAGCGUCGCCUCUGCCUGUUUUUUUCCUUUCCGGCGGCCAUCUUGGUUCCCUCCGCGUGCGGCUCUCAGGGUCGGCGCUUCCCUCCUGCGGCUUUUCCUGCUCGCUUGCCGGGACCCGCCCGUUUCGUCCCGCAAAGAUGAAAGAAACGAUCAUGAAUCAGGAGAAAUUAGCUAAACUGCAGGCCCAAGUGCGCAUCGGUGGGAAGGGUACUGCUCGUAGAAAGAAGAAGGUAGUUCACAGAACAGCUACAGCAGAUGACAAGAAGCUUCAGUUUUCUUUAAAGAAAUUGGGAGUAAAUAACAUAUCUGGAAUUGAAGAGGUCAACAUGUUCACCAACCAAGGCACUGUAAUUCACUUCAACAAUCCUAAAGUUCAAGCCUCACUAGCUGCUAACACUUUUACAAUCACAGGCCAUGCUGAGACAAAACAGCUGACUGAAAUGUUGCCUAGCAUUUUAAAUCAGCUUGGUGCUGAUAGUCUGACAAGCCUGAGAAGACUGGCAGAAGCUCUACCAAAACAAUCUGUGGAUGGAAAAGCACCUCUUGCUACUGGAGAAGAUGAUGAUGAUGAAGUUCCAGAUCUCGUGGAGAACUUUGAUGAGGCUUCCAAAAAUGAAGCAAAUUGAAUUGUCAUGUUCAGUAAAACUUGAAAAUUAUGUGGAGCUGCUAUUUUAUAUUGUGACUUUUAUUCGUAAUAUUUUGUACUGAUCUUAGUCUUAAGAUCUGUAAUAUCUGGAAACUCAAUUCAAUGCAGCUCUCUUCAGUUGUUAAUGCACAGUGCAAAUGGGCUGGAAGUGCAAAAAAUGGAAAAAUACUAAGUCCAAAAGCUAAUAAAGACUAAAUUUUAGGCAAAUACUUUAUUAGUAUUUUUGUAUACAAUUAAAACAAUCACUUGUGGAUAGUGGUGGGAAAUGAAGGUUCUUGGCUUUAAAUUUUAUUUUGAUAAAAACCUAAAAUCUUCCAGAGCCACCUCUUUCGCAUUACCUAUUAUUUAUUCUAACAUAUAAUAAAAUGGAUUUAAGUUCACAAUUAGAUUAUUGAUGGUGGUUCAGCUUUUAUCUGGAUAAAAGACAGGUUAGAUUACUCAGUUAUAGAUAGGCUGGCACUAACCUUUUAUUUAAAGGUUUCAUGGUUGGCUUAAUCUUCAUUGGGUCACCCCUUCAUAUACUGGACUUCAACUCUUCAAGUUCUUAACAGUAGGACAUCUUUAUUAGCUGAGAAUUAUACAAGAAAUCUGAUAUUGAGGAGCCUAAAAUGGAGAAGGCAAACUUAAAAGGAUGUUAUUUAAUAUAAAAAAAUUCCUUUGUUUAUUUAAAUGAAUAUGUAUGCAUGAUCUUUGCUAACAUAUCUAUACAGUGUGGACAAUGCAGAAUAAUAUCACAUGGCUUCAGAAGAGCCUAAAGGCAUUUACAAUAGACUUUCAAAUAAUAAAGGAAAUAUCUGAGUUGCUGAGAUUUUAGUGAUAGGGUGAUUUUUUUUAGUUUAUUCUUUACAGCAACUGUUUGCCAUUCUCCUUUCCAUGUGGAAGUUAAUAUAAAUAAUUGUUCAAAAUAACUACACAUCGAUAAAACUACCAUCAGGAGCUGUUCUGGUUUCUUUGCUUUUAUUUUUAAGACAGCAGUUUAUUAACAGCAAAUGACUGUACGUUGUCUUGAACAACUGGAUCAUUAGCAGAAUUGUGUUCAUUAUGUCUAGAUGCAAAGAAUACUAAAUUUGAAACAAUUAUUUAGACCAAGGGUCUUCAAACUUGGCAAGUUUAAGGCUUGUGGACUUUUAACUCCCAGAAUUCCUGAGCUAACAUGACUGGA
Messenger RNA from Pseudonaja textilis, 1818 nucleotides. RefSeq names its product basic transcription factor 3 (gene BTF3). Lineage: Eukaryota; Metazoa; Chordata; Lepidosauria; Squamata; Elapidae. The record is from RefSeq and is a predicted model, not a curated record.